AUGUUGAGGUCAGGUCGGGUGACACUGAUAGCUGCCAGAGGCAUUCCUGAAAUCCGCAGCGGUGUGGCUGUGCAGCUUUGUUGUCUUAGUUCCGUGAGUCUACAUGCAGCGAAGAUCUAUCUUUGGUGGGAUCCGGCCUUGGAAGUUAACUUUCUGCGAAAAUCCAAAGCCUUGGCAAAAGAUGUUCGCUUGCAGGUGAGGGAAGAAUCCAAAACCCCUGUUGACAUUGAGACUCAAGUCAAGCAGUUGGUCCAGCAGCAUGGUCGCCUGCAUGCGAAGACAUUGACGUUCAUGAACCACCAAGCCUUGGCUUACCGAGACAUGGACAAAAAUGAAGACGCAUUGGAAGUGUACCGAGAGGUGCACGACGGAUGCAAGCAGACGCUGGGGAUGCAGCACCCCUACACGCUUGCAAGCAUUUCCAAUCUGGCGAACAUACUCUUCGAAAUGGACCGACUGCAGGAGGCAAGGCCUCUGCUGGAGGAGGCACUCGAGAGGCAGUCGGAAAUGCUGGGCUCCAGGCAUCUGGACACAUUGCAAACUGCGCACAGCUUGGCACUCCUGUUGGAAGAGCAGGGGGAGUUUCACAAGGCACGGAAACUUUCCUGA
Symbiodinium sp. CCMP2592 is the source of this 609-nucleotide messenger RNA. NCBI's taxonomy places the organism in Eukaryota, Dinophyceae, Suessiales, Symbiodiniaceae. The record is from the annotation of a GenBank genome assembly.